CUACUACCUACAUCACCGUCCAUCUCCCCUCAACCACCAUGCCAUGCCACAAGUCAACCUCCAAACAUACCUCUCCCACGGCUUCCAGCCCCUCCCAAUCCUCGACCCAGAGGACUUACAUCCACCACCAACCCCACGCCCCGACCUCCACGAUGCCAGCGACAUCCACACCAAAAACACCUGGACCAGCUUCACCCUCUCCACCAUCCAGCACCAAUUCAGCCCUCCUCGCAUCAGCACAUAUCGAAGACGACCCAAUCCCGCCAUCACCUCCCCGCCCCAUCAACUCCCAACCCGCAGUCCGAUCCCGUAUCCACUGCUACUUGACCAACCGGAUCAUACGCGCUCUUCGCUGCGGUUUCGCCCAUUUAGAAACCAACCCCGCUACCAAUCUACCCUGGACAGGAUAUAAGUAUACAGUCGUAACCUACGACGUCGGAUCCAUGGCCCUAGCCCUAGCCCAUUCACCCCCGUCUGAGCCUGAUGACUACCUCCCUGACCUCGCUAUCUUCGACCCGUCCCUUCCCCCAGAGAGAGCUGUCAACCGUGCACCAGGGGUUAUUAAGCCCUCGUUUACAUGGUCUCUCGGUCAGCGAGAUAGUUCUGAUCCUAGUCAACGGACGGAGUUCAGGCAGGUUCUCGCCGAGGUGAAUUUCCACAUGAAGCGGAAUCAGACGCGGUAUGGGUUUGUUCUCACGGAUGCGGAGCUGGUUGCGGUGCGGAGGCCUGAUGGAGAUGCAGAUGGAGAUGGGAAUCUGGAGGUUUCGGAGUCGAUACCGUGGAGCGCGAAGGGGAGUGCGAUGCAGCCGAGGAUGACGGUGCUGCUGGGGUUGUGGUAUUUGGGGAUGUUGGCUGCGGAGGAGAAGGGUUGGAGUUGUUAGUGUUGUUUUUUGGUUUUUAAUCUUGGGGUUCUGGCUGCUGGUGUUCAACAUUAAGGUGGCAUCUAAUAUACGGGGAGCUGUUUCAGCUGCAAUUGAAGUUCUUGUUUAUAUACG
Molecule: messenger RNA, 995 nt
Organism: Aspergillus steynii IBT 23096
Lineage: Eukaryota; Fungi; Ascomycota; Eurotiomycetes; Eurotiales; Aspergillaceae
Exons: 1
Coding region: 39-881 (280 amino acids)
Source: RefSeq, a predicted model, not a curated record